UUGGCAGUUGAUGAGUAGAUUUAAAAAAUAUAUAUAAAUAUUUAGAUAUAGGUAGACAGUCAGUCAGAUAGAUAAACAGUCAGGUGGACAGAUAGAUUAAACUGAUUGAUUAUAGAUAGAUUGGCAGUUGAUGAGUAGAUUUAAGUAUAUAUAUAAAAAGAUAUAGAUAUACAAAUAGACAGACAGAUAUACAGUCAGAUGGGCUGAUAUAUUAAAUUGACAGACAUACAAAUAGAUUGAUUGAUUAUAGAUAGAUUGACAGUUGAUGAGUAUAUUUAUGUAGAAAAAGAUUGACUUUAGUCAGACAGAGACACAGACGGUCAGACAAGAAAGAUAGUGGGACAGAGAAUGUGAAGACUACAUAAUGAGAGAUAGUGGUGAGAGAGGAAUGAGCGAGAGGUAGAGAGAGCGCGCGCUACAGUCGCUUGGCGGAGCUGGCGCGCGCACACUCGUCCUCCUCCUCCUCCUCCUCUGCAGAUCUGAAGCGGCUUUCUUUCUCACUCACGCGCGCGCACACACACACUUCCCGCACGCUCCCGCUCACUGCCCCGUUUCCUCACCCGGGGAAACGCACAGCGCGUGGAUUUACAGCGCACGGGCUACUUGUUGAUGUUGACCGCGCGCGGGAAUGGGGCAGAAGAGUCUCGCGACCACCCGCCCGACCGGCCGCGUGCAGCUGCGCGGAGGGGCUUCUCCAGAGCGGGAGACUGAGUGAGAGGAGUAGCUCCUCCACUGUCCCUCACACAGCCCGGCUCUACACCGCCUCUCCUCUCCUCCUCACACCCCAAACACACACGGCUGCAAGCAUGAAAGAGAGCAGGCCCAAAUUUAGGCGGUGAGCUAUCUAUCCUCCAAGGGUCGUAUCUCUGGGAGCCCUUCAGCAACACUCCUUUUUCUUUUUGCUCCGGUUUUAAAGAGAGAACCCUCCAGGAGAGAGAUGAUCAAGACAGGCUCUCGCUCCACCAACUCACUGCCUCCAGAGCCGGUGGAGAUCAUCAGGAGUAAGGCAUGCUCCCGCAGGGUGAGGCUCAACGUCGGAGGGCUUCUCCACGAGGUGCUGUGGAGGACUCUAGACCGGCUUCCGCGCACCAGACUGGGCAAACUGCGAGACUGCAAUACCCACGAGUCCAUCAUGGAGGUCUGCGAUGACUACAACUUGGACGAUAACGAGUACUUCUUUGACAGGCAUCCGGGAGCCUUCACGUCCAUCCUGAACUUCUACCGCACUGGGAAGCUGCACAUGAUGGAGGAGAUGUGUGCACUCUCCUUCAGCCAGGAGCUGGACUUUUGGGGGAUUGAUGAAAUUUACCUGGAGUCCUGCUGCCAGGCUCGGUACCAUCAGAAGAAGGAGCAGAUGAACGAGGAGCUGAAGCGUGAAGCUGAGACCAUGAGGGAAAGAGAAGGCGAGGAGUUUGACAACACGUGCUGCACGGAGAAGAGGAUGAAACUUUGGGAUCUUUUGGAGAAGCCCAGUUCAUCUUUCGCAGCCAAGAUUUUGGCCAUCAUCUCAAUCCUGUUCAUCGUGCUGUCCACCAUCGCUCUAUCUCUCAAUACACUUCCAGAGUUACAAGACAUAGAUGAGUUUGGGCAAGCAACAGACAACCCUCAGCUGGCUCAUGUAGAAGCAGUUUGUAUUGCUUGGUUUACCAUGGAAUACCUUCUUCGGUUUCUCUCUUCACCUAAUAAAUGGAAGUUCUUUAAAGGCCCACUCAACAUCAUCGACCUGCUAGCUAUUCUUCCAUACUAUGUCACCAUCUUCCUGACAGAAUCCAACAAGAGUGUGCUGCAGUUCCAAAACGUGCGGCGAGUGGUGCAGAUCUUUCGGAUUAUGCGAAUUUUAAGAAUCCUUAAAUUGGCUCGUCACUCCACAGGACUGCAGUCACUGGGAUUCACGUUACGGCGCAGUUACAAUGAACUGGGCCUACUAAUCCUUUUCUUAGCCAUGGGCAUUAUGAUCUUCUCUAGCUUGGUCUUCUUUGCAGAGAAAGAUGAAGAAGACACAAAAUUCAAGAGCAUCCCAGCCUCCUUCUGGUGGGCCACCAUUACCAUGACCACUGUAGGCUAUGGGGAUAUCUAUCCCAAGACUUUGUUAGGAAAGAUAGUUGGUGGUCUUUGCUGCAUUGCAGGAGUGCUUGUCAUUGCCCUACCCAUCCCUAUUAUUGUUAACAACUUCUCUGAGUUCUAUAAGGAGCAGAAGAGACAGGAGAAAGCCAUCAAGCGUCGUGAGGCUCUAGAGAGGGCCAAGAGGAAUGGUAGUAUAGUGUCUAUGAACAUCAAGGAUGCUUUUGGUCGAAAUUCAGAGCUCAUGGAUGUAGUGGUGACAGAGAAGACUGAAGAAAACAUGGUGAAAAAAGAGAAAGGACAGGACAACGGUAAUACAUCCCCCACCCGCUGGAAGUGGACACCCAAACGCACUACAUCAGACACCAGUUCCAACAAGUCUUUCACUGGGCAGGAGCAAGCCUCUCCAGUUAGAGCCACCAGUCCAUCCAGCCCACAACAUCUCAAUGUUCAGAAGUUAGAAGAAAUGUACAACAAAAUGGGAAAGACCCAGUCCCAGCCAAACCUGAACAGUAAGGAGCGAGGUCCAUUAUCUAAAUCAGGCAGAAAGAGGGAUGAAAUGGAAAUGAGAAGCAUCCAUGCCGACAGAGCACACACCACAGCUGAAGGUGUGAUGGAUAUGAGAAGCAUGUCAAGCAUUGACAGCUUCAUCAGCUGUGCUACAGACUUUCUAGAGAGUUCAAGAUUCUCACACAGCCCAAUCUCAACCCAGCCCAGCAGAGUCAGCGCCAACCCAGGCCUGGAGACAACCCUCGAGCAUGAGUCUAUGAAAAAUCCCGUUGGUCCACCCAAGCCUGGACGGACCAUGUUCUCAGACAGUCCCCGGGGUAUAAGGAUCAGCAACCCCCUAAAGACAAGAUCCCUCAAGGUCAACUUUUUCUCAGGAGAAACCACAGGCCCUACUGCAGGUUCAACCCAGGGAGGAGGCUCUGCUGCCCUUUCAGACAGUUCUGUCGUCUCGGAUCGCUCCAUAAUGAGUCCAGAAGUGUCCGUCUACACCACUGCCAGCUGCAAGACUCCACCGAAGACUCCUGAGACACUGAUUCCAACUGUUUUCACAUUUCAUGAUGCAUCCAUAAGCAAGUACAUUGAUGCAGACACAGAUGAAGAUGAUCAUCUUCAAGAUGGACCAGGUUCUAGUCCAUCAGAUCGUCUCUUAGGGAACACCAGCCCUAAGCUCAGCAACAGCUCUCACCAACGGGGAGCAAACCACCUUGAUUUGUCCCAGAGGAUGCUGGGACAAAAUAGCCUGUUCUCUUUGGAGGGCCGGUCAGGGAGUGGACAAGAGAACCAUGUGAUUUCAGGAGACAGAGGGCACUCUAAAACAAUCAAUGAAAAUAACUGAAACAGGGAAUGUAGCCUGAAACAACUGGAAUUAUGAAUGGUAGCAAUGGGAACAUAAGACACUCAUGAUGACAAUUAAACCUACACAUUUCCAAAUCUGAGCAAAACACACACACCAGAAGAGAUGCACUUCCAUGGAUAUAGAAUACUCUGUAGACACUUUAGGAGAAAAUCAGUUUGCUGCUUGAGUCAGCAAGGACCGUUGGAAUGACAACAGACUACUAAGAAUAUUUGGUUAUGACAGAACUUAAGAAAGGUUGACAGUGUCAUGGUUGACAUUUCCAAGCCCGAGCCCCAACUCUUUUUAAUCCCACUCUCUAGAACUGGGUACCUACUGAAGCCAUUCUGUGCGAUGAGCAAUUUCACAGUUUCUUUUUCCAAGUAUGAUUCUUCCUCAAAACUGGCCUUAGUUUUAUGAGCUGACAGUAUGUGUUGUCUUUGCGAGUGUGGGUGUGUGUGUUUAAGCAAGAGGGUGCGCAUGAAUGCCAGAGAGAAUGCCAGAGAGAGAGAUAGAGGCAGAAUGAGCAAGAUAUAGAGAGACCAAAACAGUGAAAGGGAAUGUGUAAACAGCUGACAUCAGUGUCCCAACAGAUGUAUCAUCUUAUGUGUACAAAUGCUCUAUGUUUUCAAUACAAUCUUUUUUUAAGACAGAUUAAAUAUAUAAGUUUGUGUGAUUUCCUUUCUCCUUUGCCUGAUAUAUCUUGAACAUUGCUCUGUGGAGAAAUGCAGGUGCAGUGUUUCCAGAGGACACGUCCACUGUGAUUCACCAUCUUUGGUCAAACCAUGUUGCAGCCCAUUGUCAAGAGGACUUCGUAAUUCAUGUGUCACUUGUCAGAUAUACUUGUUCUAUUGUUUGUACAGCUCUGUUUAAUCUUUGGUUUUUUUUUUUGUUUUUUUUUUGUUCUUUCUCUUUUUUUAUGUGACUGCUCUUCCUCAACUGCUUUUAAAAGGCAAUUGGAUCAUCUACAUCAAACAUCAGUGGAGCCAUGCUCCUUGGUUGAUUGGCUGAUAUCAGUCAGCAUGUUUGGAACUAAAGCAACUGUUCCCAGAACUCAACGGACAGCACUGAAAAAAACACACUGUUUUUUUUUUUCUUUACAGCAUUCAGGAAUGAAAAAGUUUGAAUACUUUGUUGAUUGUAUAAAAGAACAAUGCUGGGAGUGAUAUACUGUUCCUGGUAGCUAGGUACUUCAGCUCUGGUGGAAUACAAUAGACUUUGGUGCAGUACAAAAAAGAAAGAAUUAAAAAUGUAUAUUUUUAAAAUAUUUUCUAAACAAUGAAACUUAGAUGAAUAAAUUAUGCUAAUCUCUUAGUUUUGCAUUCCAAUAUAAAUAGUAUGAAAUAUUUAUUUUAAAGGGAUUGUAUUUACUAGAUAAUUUGGUGAGAAAAUCUCUUUGUAUUGUUUGCUACUGUCUCCUGGUCUAUGUAUUUGUUGUGAAAUAUUUCUGUCCUUUAAUUCAUUUAUCUUUUGUGUGAUAAAUGGAGCCAAAGAGUUGUUCACAAAUGCGGCUGACACAAAUAAUCCCCUUAACAGUCUCCGGUUAAGUCAGGGCAGGACUAAGCAGUCUAUAAAGUCAAACUCUGGGCACCACAAAGCAGCCAGGACUAUGUGUUCAGUCUAUGUGCAUUGACUGUAUUCAAGGGAUAUUUUUUAAAACAGUUUUGAUAUUAUUGUUUACUUUAUCUAAUGACUGCCACAAAUAAGGAACUUUUCACAGGAGCACACUGGCCAUACACACAAUUCAUCAAGACAGAGGACACACAAUUGCUCAGAGAGAUUCAGCACAAAAUCACAUGACAUCUCAGAUUUGCAGCAAAUACUGCCCUGCCUUAGUUUGUCAGUAAGUAAGAGAUUUGAAAGAUUCCAGACAUUACAAAUACAGAUACAGAUAACAGAGAUGGGCAUUUGCUGUCUUAGAAGCCAUAUUACAUAGAAAUGCAUCAUCAUGCAAACUCGCUCAAGAGUCAAUGUGCCACAUGCACAUGUGGACAUUUUAUAAGCACACAAACAUCCUUAACACUUUUGUUUGUGGCGCAGAGUAGGCUACUUAAUCAAAAUACUGUACAAUUUGUACACUAGCAAAAGAGUCCUUGAGACUGCAGCUGUCCUAGUGUCCUACCUGCCCCAUGUGUGACAGAUUCAGGUCACAUCCAUCUCAUUCUAUUGAUCCAGCUCUCUUGUGCUCCCAAUCAAAUGAAAGAUUUACUGCCAGACAUACUAAAGCCAUUAGCACAGGUGCUAAUUGCAUCCGUGUUCACUUAUAACCGCAGAUUGGUGCAUGACCAAGCAAUGAGUAGCUCGACUGAUAAUUACUUGCUCUGAAAGGUUUCGCCUGAGCUGAAUGUCUGCCACCGCGCUGAAGGCGUUUGAUAUGUAGAAAUAAUAAUAUGACAUUUUCAAAAAUUCCACUUGUGCAUGAGGCGGACUAAAAAUAGGACAGGCCUUGGAAAGAAAAAAAUAACUUAUUUAGAUGAUGCUGUCCUGUUUUCCUCUCUGGCUGUUGAUGUUUUUACAUUAAAAGAGGUGAAUACUUUG
Astyanax mexicanus (Mexican tetra) is the source of this 5941-nucleotide messenger RNA. Its product is annotated as potassium voltage-gated channel subfamily B member 1. Gene Ontology annotation, biological process: potassium ion transmembrane transport; protein homooligomerization. The transcript is spliced from 3 exons. NCBI's taxonomy places the organism in Eukaryota, Metazoa, Chordata, Actinopteri, Characiformes, Acestrorhamphidae. Gene Ontology annotation, cellular component: voltage-gated potassium channel complex; membrane. Bases 938 to 3406 code for a protein of 822 amino acids. The record is from RefSeq and is a predicted model, not a curated record. Gene Ontology annotation, molecular function: delayed rectifier potassium channel activity; protein binding.